This is a messenger RNA of Carcharodon carcharias (great white shark), 2654 nucleotides long. It is a transcript of the gene glrbb, whose product is annotated as glycine receptor, beta b. Gene Ontology annotation, molecular function: extracellularly glycine-gated chloride channel activity; transmembrane signaling receptor activity; neurotransmitter receptor activity. The record is from RefSeq and is a predicted model, not a curated record. The coding region runs from base 95 to 1621 and encodes 508 amino acids. Gene Ontology annotation, cellular component: neuron projection; postsynaptic membrane; synapse. Lineage: Eukaryota; Metazoa; Chordata; Chondrichthyes; Lamniformes; Lamnidae. Gene Ontology annotation, biological process: chloride transmembrane transport; chemical synaptic transmission; nervous system process. The transcript is spliced from 10 exons.
GCACAUGCUGGGGCGCUCCAAAGCUGUUUGUUUUGCAAAAAUACAUCGCACCGACAUUCAUGAUUAGAACAGUGCUGGACCAAUCCACUUAAGAAUGGAACUGAUCAAGACAUUCCUUCUGUUUGUUAUCUUCUGCUUUUGGAUUGAACUAGGGUUGGCCAGUGAUAAGUCUUCAAAGAAAGGGAAGUUAAAGAAGAAGCAGCAUCUGUGUCCAUCUGAGCAGUCAGCCGAAGAUCUUGCACGAGUACCUGCAAACUCCACUAGCAACAUCCUCAACAGGUUACUUGUCCCAUAUGACCCAAGAAUACGGCCAAAUUUCAAAGAUAUUCCAGUUGAUGUACAAGUAAAUAUUUUCAUUAAUAGCUUUGGCUCGAUACAUGAAACAACCAUGGACUAUCGGGUCAAUAUCUUCCUGAGGCAAAAAUGGAAUGAUCCUCGACUUAAAUUGCCAACUGAUUUUAAAGGUUCAGAUACACUGACUGUGGAUCCCAAAAUGUUCAAGUGCUUAUGGAAACCAGAUUUAUUUUUCGCAAAUGAAAAGAACGCAAAUUUUCAUGAUGUAACGCAAGAUAACAUCCUGCUCUUUAUAUUCCGCAAUGGUGAUGUACUGCUGAGCAUGAGGUUGUCAAUAACUCUUUCGUGCCCACUUGAUUUGACUCUGUUUCCCAUGGAUACACAACACUGCAAGAUUCAGCUGGAGAGCUUUGGCUAUACCACAGAAGACCUUCAAUUCAUCUGGCAAUCUAAAGACCCUGUUCAGAUGGAAGAAAUUGCAUUGCCACAAUUUGAUGUUAAGCAGGAAGAUAUUGAGUAUGGAAACUGCACAAAGUAUUAUAAAGGCACUGGAUAUUACACCUGUGUGGAAGUGAUAUUUACACUAAGACGACAAGUUGGAUAUUAUAUGAUGGGUGUUUAUGCUCCAACUCUUCUAAUAGUUGUCCUAUCGUGGCUGUCAUUUUGGAUAAACCCUGAUGCAAGUGCUGCAAGAGUGCCUUUAGGUAUCUUCUCAGUGCUCAACUUGUCCUCUGAGUGCAUGUCUCUUGCUGCAGAGUUGCCCAAGGUUUCCUACGUGAAAGCUCUGGAUAUCUGGUUGAUUGCUUGUCUCCUCUUUGGGUUUGCAUCCCUUGUAGAAUAUGCUGUUGUGCAGGUCAUGCUGAACAGUCCAAAAAAAAUAGAAGCUGAAAGGGCUCGAAUCCAAAAAAAACUGAAGGCCAAAGAGCAGGCCAUUGCAGCUGAAGGGAAAGGAUGUGGAAACUGGGUCAAGCCAUCCUCUAAGAAUACUGUAAAUGGAACAGGCACCCCCGUUCACAUUAGCACGCUACAGGUUGCAGAGACAAGGUGCAAAAAGGUUUGUACUUCUAAAUCUGAUUUGAGAUCCAAUGACUUCAGCAUCGUUGGAAGCUUGCCACGUGACUUUGAAUUGUCUAAUUAUGACUGCUAUGGAAAACCCAUAGAAGUUAACAACAGUCUUGGGAAGCUCCAGUUAAAAAAUAAUAAGAAGCCUCCACCUCCAAAGCCUGUCAUCCCAACUGAAGCAAAGCGAAUUGACCUCUAUGCAAGAGCUGUGUUUCCAUUUUGUUUCCUCUUCUUCAAUGUGAUAUAUUGGUCUGCUUAUCUAUGAUCAUUCCACCGCUGUUUUUCAUUGUAUGAGAUAUGUCAGAUUUCAUUGAAUCCUGCCCCCAUAUCUCUUAAGCAUAUUUCUUUCAUUGUUAAUGCUCUGUGAUUGAAAAUUGAUCCGUAACCAGAUGCAUUUGUCAAUUUUGAAUGAAAGCAUGUAAUUGCAAUGUGUACACUAUAACCAAACAAUGUUGUAUAUAGCUGUACAGCAUCCAGGCUGCUUUGGAGAUCAUGAUGGAUAAACUACACUACAGUCUUUCUACUACUCUAAGAAUAAUAUAUUUAUGGGGUUGUGAUGGAUCAUUUAAAAUGUGCUGCAAUCUUUCUGGUAUCUGAUACUUACGCAUGCACGUUUAAUGUUACUGAGAUACAAAUUAAGUAUGACUAUGUGUGCAAUUAUGAAAAAUUCUAUAUCUUCCAAAUAGUAAAGAGUAGACACUUUGAUAGUUUUGUUUUAACUUAAAUUAUGUUCUAAAAACAAAGUACCUCAGUAUUUUCUUUAUCAAAUGUGAGCUGUAGUUCAUACCACCUUCAUUUUUAAAUGACAGAAAAUAGUACAAACCAUUCCUGUCAAUGUCAAAUUUUGAUAGAAUGUUUAAAUUGCCAAAAUAAUUUAUUUAAGUGAUUGUAUUAUUGAGAUGUUCUAGUGUCAAAAUAAAUAUAUCAAUUGUAUAUCUGUAUUAAUUCCUGCUUCAAUAAUGGAUCACAUGAAUAGGCAUAUGUCAGUUCUGUGGAAAUUCACUGAUAUCUGUUCUGAAAUCAAGUACAUACAAAUUUGAUGGUGGUAAAUUAUGUGAAUUAAAUCCCCAAAGUGAAGAUGAAAGAGAAGGGAAUGAAGUUAAUCUCAAAUUGUGUUUUUAAUGCUUUUAUUUCAUACAUCCAGACAGAAUCUGUUUGUAUUUGUAUAUUCUGUGUGCAUCUCAAAAUCUAGAUUCUGUUUGUUUUGAUGACUGAGGAUGUAUUAGUUGUGUACAAGACAGACUACAGGUAUACUUGGAAUGCACAAUGCUGCAGGUGGUCUAUAGGAUAUAAUAACA